Rhipicephalus sanguineus (brown dog tick) is the source of this 720-nucleotide messenger RNA. RefSeq names its product caspase-8. The transcript is spliced from 5 exons. Gene Ontology annotation, molecular function: cysteine-type endopeptidase activity. NCBI's taxonomy places the organism in Eukaryota, Metazoa, Arthropoda, Arachnida, Ixodida, Ixodidae. The coding region runs from base 1 to 720 and encodes 239 amino acids. Gene Ontology annotation, biological process: proteolysis. The record is from RefSeq and is a predicted model, not a curated record.
AUGGGUGAUGUGAACAUCAAUAUGCUCAGCGGUGACGCAUCCAGUGAAAAUUUGGAUCUGUCCUUCGCGCACUUCUUGCACGACUGGGUGGCUCUGCAGUUCACGCACCACAUGAUGACCCAGCAGUCCGCUCGAGCCGGUUAUCAGGACAACCCGGACAGGUCGAUGGCUUCCACCAGUGCUGCAUUGUUUCAAAAGGUAUACCCCAUGGUUCACUCACCAAGGGGCAUUUGCCUCAUCAUCAACAACCACGACUUUGGAGAUUCAAAGCGCGAGGGAUCGGAGCACGAUGUACGCCGCAUGAGAUAUCUCUUCGAAGCGCUCCACUUCAAAUGCAUUGUGCACUGGGACCUUCCUGAAUCUGAGAUGAAAAAGAAGGUGGAGGAGGUAGCCGCACUCAAAGAGCAUGAGGUGGCUGAUUGCCUCGUGGUCAUCCUCAUGUCGCACGGUGAGCAGAACAUGAUCUACGGUGUGGAUCGUGGGAAGCUGCACUUGGAGAACGAUAUCAUCUCCCUGUUCGACGACGAAAACUGCCCAGCCCUUCGGGGAAAGCCCAAGGUGUUCUUCAUCCAGGAAAGAGCGGAGUAUGCAAGCUACCUGGAAAAGCAGCAGAAGGGCGGCGCGUCUAGCCAUCAGAAAGGGCUGCUGAAGAUGGUGGGGAAGGAACUACAGGCGGGGAAAGCGGGCCGCGUACUUUUAAAGCUCACAUGUCUAGUUUAA